This is a messenger RNA of Capsicum annuum, 1483 nucleotides long. Its product is annotated as O-methyltransferase MdmC. The record is from RefSeq and is a predicted model, not a curated record. The coding region runs from base 264 to 1130 and encodes 288 amino acids. NCBI's taxonomy places the organism in Eukaryota, Viridiplantae, Streptophyta, Magnoliopsida, Solanales, Solanaceae. The transcript is spliced from 11 exons. Gene Ontology annotation, molecular function: O-methyltransferase activity; S-adenosylmethionine-dependent methyltransferase activity.
AUCUUUGUUGGUGGUAUUUAACAGAGAUGACAGGCAAACAAACUGAAAUAUAGAAAAGCAGAGACUCCAUUCUUACCUAAUUUUCCUAACAUUUACCAAGAGAUUUCUUUAAGACUAUUUUUGUCUUGAGCUGGGGGUCUAUUGGAAGCAACUUUUGUACCUCACCUCUGAGGAGUAGUGGUACGGACUGUGUACAUAGUACCCUAGAUACACCGGGGAGUUCAAUUUUCCCACAGACUCUUUGGCUGCUGAUUGCCUCUCCUAUGUCCAGACUGAUGAUGCUUGGAUGCACCAAUUCAUUUGCAUUAUUUCGACCUAAAUUUAAUGGCCAUCUGUUUCCCUCCAUAUACCACAUAAAUGUGUCAUCCUUGAUGAGGCACGUGUCUUCCACCACUGCUCUCUCCUUUUGUCAGCUUCAGGCAUCAAAACUUCAUGAUAGUCCAGUCACCGUUGCAAGUGAUGUUAGAUAUGGUGGUAAACGAAUUAUAAGUGUUGAUUCGCCACUGUAUGACUACAUACUGUCAAAUGUUAGAGAACCAAAGAUUUUGCGUGAACUUAGGGAGGAGACAGCAACAAUGCGAGGCAGUCAGAUGCAGGUGUCACCGGAUCAAGCACAACUACUUGCUAUGCUCGUCCAGAUUCUUGGAGCAAAAAGGUGCAUUGAAGUGGGCACAUAUACUGGAUAUUCAUCCUUGGGUGUUGCCCUGGUCCUUCCAGAAGGGGGCUGUUUAGUUGCUUGUGAAAGAGAUGGCAAAUCAAUCGAAGUUGCACAAAGAUAUUAUGACCGAGCUGGUGUGUCACAUAAGGUGGACGUGAGACAUGGUCUAGCAGCAGAUACUUUGAAGUCUUUGAUUCAAAAUGGUGAAAUUUGCAGAUAUGAUUUUGCUUUUGUUGACGCAGAAAAGAGAAUGUAUCAAGAGUACUUUGAGUUGCUUCUACAACUGGUGAGAGUUGGGGGUCUUAUUGUAGUGGAUAAUGUCCUAUGGCAUGGAAGGGUUUCUGAUCCACUGGUAAAUGAUUCCAAGACUCUUAGCAUUAGAGAUUUUAAUGAAAAUUUGAUGAAGGAUAAUCGCGUUGACAUCAGUAUGGUGCCUGUUGGUGAUGGUAUGACGAUCUGUCGAAAAAGAUAAGCCUAAAAAGAGAUUGGAACAGAGCUAUGGAUUAUCUCGGACCUAGACCGAGGUAUUGAUGGUGAUUUUCUAAUCUGAUGUUUCGUAACAGAAGAGCCGCUUUCAAGUAGUAUGUUGAACUACCUUAGCCAGCCAUUUCAUGCUUGUUUAGUCUAAAGUUUCCAGUGCAAUAUUUUGAUAUUCACUUUUUCAUUUGUAAAAGAAAGCUUAUAGAACUUACUUGGGACUUUUUGUACCCUGAUCUAUUUUUUGUACUCUGAUCUAUUUCUUUCGUAGGUGUCGUUUGGUAGAGUGUAUUAGAAAAAAUAAUACAAGCACUAGUUUUGUGUAUUACGAAUAUCUUAUUUGGUACA